Molecule: messenger RNA, 673 nt
Organism: Paramecium sonneborni
Lineage: Eukaryota; Ciliophora; Oligohymenophorea; Peniculida; Parameciidae
Source: the annotation of a GenBank genome assembly
GUAAUUAAAUUAAAAUGAUGGAUGAAUUUUUUGAAGAUGUACAAACUUCUGAUUAACCGAGUGAUAUUUAGAAUAGGUAAUAAAAUGGGAUUUAAGAAGAUUAGGUAAUAAAUUCUUGUGAUAUAAGUAUGCUGUCUUUGAUGCUUUUGCAGAAGAAGCAACAAUUUAACCAAUUAUGAUUAAUGCUUAUGUGGUAUAAUUCAAGUUUAUUUAGCAUAGAGCCCAUAAUAAUAAUAAAGAAAAGAUAAAUUGCGAAUUUUAGAAGAUGAAAGAUUAGCUUAAAUUAGAGAAAAGGAUUAAUAAGAAAGAUUAUUGAAAUAAUAAAAAAAAUAAAAAGGUUAAGAGUUUUUGUAGGAAUUUAAAAAGUAAUAAGUUAUUAAAAAUUUUAAGAUAAUAAGAAGUAGAUAUUCAAUAAAGAAGUAAUUAAAAUAGAUAGAAAUAAGAGAUUUGGUUUGAAAAUUAAAAAAAUCACAAUCAAUAUGUAUGAUAGUGUAUUAAAUUAAAGAAAAACUCUUGGGAUUAAAUAUCAUCUAAUAUAGCUUUAAAAGAUGGAGAAUAUCCUGGUUAAAAAGAUGUAACUAAAAUGAGAUAAGCAAUCCUAAAUAAAAGAAGCGAUCUGAUUAAGUGAUGCUCAUUAAUAUAAUAUUAAAAUUCAAUUCAAAGUUAUUUGUGC